Messenger RNA from Musa acuminata AAA Group (dessert banana), 1207 nucleotides. RefSeq lists its product as uncharacterized. Gene Ontology annotation, molecular function: S-adenosylmethionine-dependent methyltransferase activity. The record is from RefSeq and is a predicted model, not a curated record. Lineage: Eukaryota; Viridiplantae; Streptophyta; Magnoliopsida; Zingiberales; Musaceae. Bases 123 to 986 code for a protein of 287 amino acids. The transcript has 8 exons.
GGAUAGAUAGAUGGAUAGCUAGGAAGAAUCGAUGACGACGACAACGAUUGGGAAGUGGGCGAGGACGGGGAGGAGGAGAAUAAGAGCAGGCGACGCCGGCGGCGGAGGAGGAGUAGGAGACGAUGAUGAUGUCGUCGUCGCAGCGACACGCGUACAGCUACGGGGACGCCCUUUACUGGGACGCCCGCUACCUGGCCGACGGCAGCGCCUCCUUCGACUGGUACCAGCGCUAUUCCGCCCUCCGCCCCUUCGUCAGGAAGUACGUCCCCGUCUCCGCCCGCGUCCUCAUGGUCGGCUGCGGCAACGCUGUUUUGUCGGAGGAUAUGGUGAAGGAUGGUUACAUAGACAUCAUGAACAUUGACAUUUCAUCAAUUGUGAUAGACAUGAUGAGAACAAAAUAUGCGCAUAUUCCACAACUACGAUACAUGCAAAUGGAUGUAAGGGACAUGAGCUUUUUUGAUGAUGAAUCAUUUGACUGUGUUUUUGAUAAAGGGACUUUGGAUUCUUUAAUGUGUGGCAUGGAUGCUCAACUCAGUGCUUCUCAGAUGCUAGAAGAAGUGAACAGGUUUUGGUCUCUAGCAGUUGUCUCCUUUUUCUGCAGUCAUCUAAAAUGUCAAGUAUAUGUUCAAGGUUAUGCUUGUAUAUUUAUAUUCUUUGACAUUUCUUAUUUCCUUGAAGUUAGGCUUCUCAGACCUGGAGGGAUCUAUAUGUUGAUAACUUAUGGUGAUCCAUCUGUUCGCAUUCCUCAUUUGAACCAACCAGGAUGCAAUUGGAAGAUUAUUCUGUAUAUUAUACCCAGGCCAGGAUUCCAAAGCCCCAGAGGGGAUAGUCGACCAAGGUCAAUCAUGGAACCUGUCCCACUUACUGAGAGCGGCCAGCUUCCGGCUGGUUUUGUUCUCGAAGAUCCAGACUCGCACUACAUAUAUGUGUCUAGCUAUAUUCCCAAACUGCUGCUGUUGAGAAAAACAAGGCAACAAUCUCGGUGAUAGUGAUCUCUGCCUCUGCAGUGUUGCUCUUCUUACUUCUUAGAAAGGAAAGGUAGGCCUUGUUUAUGUUGCCACUUGUAUCAAAAGCUUUGCAAGGACUACAGGCCAAAAUGUAAAGGCUAGGCAAGUGAGAUGCAUCUGUCAUUUUGCCACCAUCAUAUUGAUAGAACACUGUCAUGCAUGUUCUUUUACCAUUUGGUAAGAAGGCUUGAUUGGUUUUA